AUGGCUACCUCCAGCGAAGUUGACAAAGUGAUGGAAGCCUUGACAAAGUAUCCUUUUCUGCCCCCGAUUGGAGAAGGGACGACAAGACAAUUAGAGGCAGCAAAAGAGAAAAGUAUGGAGGUGCAAAAGAAGCUUCUGAGGCACAGAAGGAGUAAAGAUCAACGAAGAAGGCUCCCUAUGAUUCUGGUGUCUAGAGCAAAGGAGGCUUACAGACAGAGCAAAGAGACACAGAGAGAGUGCAUUCCAUCACCAGAGCCAGAGUUUCCACCUUCUAUGCUCAGUGAGAAGAGGAGAGAAAUGAUGAAUUAUAUGUUCCUGAAGCAACGUGUAGGGAGUGGCCCAUUUGCUCCAAUCCAGAGGCAGUGGCUGGAUUCCAUUGUUGCACGACUCCUGCCUGAACUUAAAGACAGUCCUGAGAAAAAUAGACUACUACAGGACCUCUGCCUGGAAGUCAGUGACGGCUUCCGUGACACAAUUAUCAAUCACACAGUGAGCACUGUGUUGAAGGAUCCAUCACUAAAAGGUUCAGAACACCAGAAAGAUACUCGACAAAAAGUCCUUGAUUUCUCCCAAGUGUGGCACCAAAGCUUUAUCAUAAGCCACAAACAGAUGCAAAAAAAUUUACACAUUCUCCAUCCAGUAAUGCAAACCAUCUUGGAAAUUAGCUACACAACGUUUUCUCCAAUGAUCUUGGUUGAUCUUUCAGGAUGCAGGGCUUCAGGGCCUGUCGACUGUAAGAGCUUACAGAAUAAAAUGGCAGUAGAAUGCAAGAGGGCAGAAGAUCGUAUCAUGAAUACCUGGUUUCCUAAAGUCAUCCACUUGCUAACAAAUAAAGAGACAGUAAAGGGUUUGAAAGAAGACAAACUGGACUCUUUCUACAACUGUGCAUCCACCCUUAUGUCCAAUCAGCUGAAAUCUCUGCUUCACACAAGCGUAGAGGAGUUUGUCAGUUUCUUUGAUCCAAACAGUCACCACCGCUUGCCCCUCUUCCGUAUGUCCCUGACAUUUGAUGAUGAAAAGAUGGAAAUUUACCCCACCUUACAAGAUCUUGAAGCAGCCAUUUUUGACAUUCUUAAUGCUAUCACAAAUACAUUGCAGAAAGUCCAGACAGUCCAGUCGUGGUUGGUUCAAGCCACAUCUUCAUUUGUGGAUGCCAAAGUUGCUGAUCAUGUGCAGGCUUGGGCUCAGCUCACAGUAAAGACUGCUGUACAGAGGAAUCUAGAGGAACCUGACAAACAUUUCCAGAAUUACGUUGACAAGUAUGACUGGCUUGUCAAUGGAACCGCACAGACACGAGUGGAGAAAUUCAUGGAGGAGGAACAUUCUUUUACUGAAUACAAAGAGCAAGUGGAGGAGUUUCGUGUUCUGUCAAAAGAGAUUAUCAGCCUCCCAGCAAAAGCCCACUUCACAAUGGUCCAUCUGGACUGUGAAGAGCUAAAACAUGGGCUGGCCAACAAAGCCAAAAACUUUGCUGAAAUACUUCUGAAGAAAUUGGUCACCAGCCAUCGCAAGCAAAAUCUACAGAUCUGCUCUGAAUUUGACAUUAUCAGAAAGGAUGCCCUAAAAGUGCCAGCGAACACAGAGGAAAUCACUCAAAUGAUUGAUUACAUAAAUUUGACCAAAACAAAGGGUAUUCCAGACCUUCAGAAAAAAUGUAUGGAAUCUCAUGACAGACUAACCUACCUCCUGGAUGUCCAAAUAUUUGAGGCAGAGGAUCUGAAACUUAAUUCAGAAGUUUUUCUCUGGCCACAGAAUGUCCUGGAUGUCUUCAAAAUGAGUGAUGAGGUGAUUGAAACAGCCAAGGAGAAAGGGGAGCAGGAGCUGAUUGCUAAAAGAGAAAAACUGAUGGUAGAGCUGGCAAAGUUGGGACACCGGGUAGAGGAUUACCCAGAAUGUUCUGAGCUGAAUUUGAUGCAGCAGUAUGUGGCAGAUAUCAGAACAGUUCAGAAACUGCUCAGAGAUGCUGAGGAAACAAUUGAAUUCAUCAACAAAGAAGAAGCCCUCUACAAGUGGGAGCAAACAUCUUAUCCAGAAGUUGCUGUCAUCAGAGAGAGUAUUGAGCCUUACCAGAAACUGUUUGGACUUGUGCUGAAGUGGCAGCGUGCAGAGACAAGAUGGAUGGAUGGUUCCUUCCAGACCCUAGAUGGUGAGAGUAUGGAAGUAGAAGUGGAUGAGUUCUUUAGGGAUAUUUUCAAGAUGUUGAAGUUUUUCCAGCAAAAACAAAACAAGGCUGAGCAAGAGAAGGAGAAGGCUGGUGGGAAACUUAAGCAUCAGACUGGUGAGGACGAUCCAAGCACAAAGGAGAGCCCCACAAUAUCUUUGUGCUCCACUGUAAUGCAGGAGAUCAAGGAUUUCAAGGAACAUAUUCCUCUGGUGUCCAUCUUGUGUAAUCCAGGCAUCAGAGGGCGCCACUGGGACCAGAUGUCUGAAACAGUGGGGUAUGACCUCACUCCUGACUCUGGUACAACACUACGGAAGGUUCUUAAACAAGACCUGAGUCUCUACUUGGAGGCGUUUGAGACGAUCAGUGCUGCUGCUAGUAAAGAGUUUUCCCUGGAGAAAUCUAUGCAAACCAUGGUCAGUAUAUGGGAUGGCAUUUCUUUCAACCAUCAGCCUUACAGGGAAACAGGAGUGUCCAUCCUCCAUGCACUGGAUGAGAUUCAAACGAUGCUUGAUGACCAGAUUGUGAAGACUCAGACCAUGAGGGGUUCACCAUUCAUUAAACCUUUUGAGAAUGAGAUAAAGCAAUGGGAGGAGCGUCUGCUUCGCAUUCAGGAAACCAUAGAUGAGUGGCUAAAGGUACAGGCACAGUGGCUUUACCUGGAGCCCAUCUUCUCCUCUCAGGACAUCAUGCAGCAGAUUCCAGAAGAAGGCCGACUUUUUCAAACUGUAGACAAAAUCUGGAAAGAUGUCAUGAGACACUGCAUUAAAGACCCUAAGAUUCUACCGGCAACCUCAAUGCCUGGUUUACUAGAGAAACUGCAGGAAUCCAACAUCCUUCUUGAUACUAUCAUGAAAGGACUGAAUGCUUAUCUUGAAAAGAAACGCCUCUUUUUCCCAAGGUUCUUCUUCUUGUCCAAUGAUGAAAUGCUUGAGAUUCUUUCUGAGACCAAAGACCCACUUCGAGUGCAGCCUCAUCUCAAGAAGUGCUUUGAGGGAAUUUCCAAACUGGACUUCCUGCCAAAUUUGGAUAUCCAGGCGAUGUAUAGCAGUGAAGGGGAGCGUGUUGAGCUUAUCCAGCACAUCUCCACAUCAGAAGCCAAAGGGGCUGUAGAAAAGUGGUUAGUUCAGGUGGAGGAUGUGAUGCUUCGCAGUGUCAGGGAUGUGGUGGCUCGAUCUAGACUGGCCUAUGCUGAGACCCAGCGCAACCAGUGGGUCAAGGAGUGGCCUGGGCAGGUGGUUCUCUGCACUUCCCAGAUUUACUGGACCUUGGAAGUGCAUGAAGCCAUCAGAGCAGGGGCUGAUGGUUUGAAGAAUUACUACCAGCAGCUCCAGAAUCAGCUGAAUGACAUCGUGGAGCUUGUGAGAGGGAAACUGCCAAAACAAACGCGGAUCACUUUGGGAGCACUGGUCACAAUUGAUGUCCAUGCCAGAGAUGUUGUCAUGGAACUCAUUGAGAAAGGUGUAUCAAGUGAAACAGACUUCCAGUGGCUUGCCCAGCUCCGUUACUAUUGGAGCAAUGACAAUGUUCGCGUUCGCAUAAUCAACUGCGAUGUUAAAUAUGCCUACGAGUAUCUUGGGAACUCACCACGUCUGGUCAUCACUCCACUCACUGACAGAUGCUACCGAACUCUGAUCGGGGCUUUCUACCUGAACUUGGGUGGUGCCCCUGAGGGUCCAGCUGGAACCGGGAAAACCGAAACUACUAAGGAUCUGGCCAAAGCUCUUGCUGUGCAGUGUGUCGUCUUCAACUGUUCAGAUGGAUUGGAUUACCUUGCUAUGGGCAAAUUUUUCAAGGGUCUGGCGUCGUCUGGGGCCUGGGCAUGUUUUGAUGAGUUUAACCGUAUUGAGCUGGAGGUGCUGUCGGUAGUGGCCCAGCAGGUACUGUGCAUCCAGAGGGCCAUUGAACAGAAGUUGGAGUAUUUUGACUUUGAGGGUACCAUGCUCAAACUCAAUCCAAACUGCUUUGUAUCCAUAACAAUGAAUCCCGGUUAUGCAGGACGUUCAGAACUCCCAGAUAACCUCAAGGUGUUGUUUCGAACAGUUGCCAUGAUGGUCCCAAACUAUGCACUGAUAGCAGAAAUUUCCUUGUAUUCCUAUGGCUUCCUGAAUGCUAAACCACUGUCAGUAAAGAUUGUGAUGACCUACAGACUUUGUUCCGAGCAACUCUCAUCCCAGUUCCAUUACGAUUACGGCAUGAGGGCUGUCAAAGCUGUGCUUGUGGCUGCUGGAAACCUCAAACUCAAGUAUCCAGAUGAAAAUGAGGACAUGCUGCUCUUGAGGUCUAUAAAGGAUGUUAAUGAGCCAAAGUUUCUUUCCCAUGAUAUUCCACUGUUCAAUGGAAUAACCAGUGACCUGUUUCCAGGCAUCUCCCUCCCUGAGGCUGAUUAUCAGCUGUUCCUGGAGGCCACUGAAGUGUGCUGCAAAAACCACAAUGUACAGCCAACACAGGCAUUUGUUAAAAAAAUGAUCCAGACAUAUGAGAUGAUGAUCGUCAGGCAUGGGUUCAUGCUGGUGGGAGAGCCUUUUGCUGGGAAGACCAAAGUGCUGCAUGUUCUAGCAGACACUCUGACCCUCAUGAAUGAGCGAGGGUACGGUGAGGAGGAGAAGAUCAUCUUCAGGACAUUAAACCCGAAGUCCAUCACCAUGGGACAGCUCUUUGGACAGUUUGAUCUAGUUUCCCAUGAGUGGACAGAUGGAAUUGUGGCAAACACAUUUCGAGAGUUUGCAUCAACCGACUCACCCGAUCGUAAAUGGGUGGUGUUUGAUGGUCCUAUAGAUACUCUAUGGAUUGAAAGCAUGAACACAGUACUCGAUGACAACAAAAAGUUGUGUCUGAUGAGUGGUGAGAUCAUUCAGAUGUCUAAUCAGAUGAGUCUGAUUUUUGAAGCUAUGGACCUGUCCCAGGCCUCUCCUGCCACAGUCAGUAGAUGUGGUAUGAUCUACAUGGAACCAACUCAGUUAGGUUGGGAGCCCUUAGUGAUCUCCUGGAUGAACAGUCUUCCGGAUCCUUUGCAAAGCCCAGAUAGUCGUUCCCUGUUACUGGAACUCUUUCACUGGCUCCUGCCACCUUCCCUCAAAGUGCUUCGCAAACACUGCAGAGAAGUUGUUUCCACUAGCAACAGUAACACCGUGGUUUCCUUGUGCCGAUUGUUUGAGAUGCUGCUCACUGAACCUGUGAAGACAUUGGACCCUGGGGAUAAAAAUAUUCGUACUUGGAUCAUGGCAGCUUUUGCCUUCUCCCUGGUAUGGUCUGUGGGUGGCAGCUGUGAUGCGAGCAGCAGAGAGAAGUUUAGUGAAUUCCUCAGGGUAACUUUGGCAGGGAAGACAGAGGAACAUCUACUCCCUGAUGCUGUAGGGAGAUGGGAGUGUCCAAUGGAUGAAAAAGGCCUGGUGUAUGACUAUUUUUAUGAGUUUAAAGGCAAAGGCCACUGGGCUCACUGGAAUGAUGCCAUCAAGAAUAUCAGCCUGGGGGACAAAAACACCAAAGUGCAAGAGAUCAUAGUUCCCACCAUAGACACAGUUCGCUACACAUACCUCAUGGAUCUCUGCAUCACCUAUGAAAUGCCUUUGCUGUUUGUUGGUCCUACGGGCACUGGGAAGUCAGUGUAUGUGAAGGACAAGCUGAUGAACAACCUGGACAAAGACCGCUAUCGACCCUUCUUCAUCAAUUUUUCAGCUCGCACCAGCGCCAACCAAACCCAGAAUAUCAUUAUGUCCAGGUUAGAUAAAAGAAGGAAAGGGGUGUUUGGGCCCCCAAUGGGGAAGAAGUGCAUUAUCUUUGUAGAUGACCUGAAUAUGCCUGCUCUGGAGCAGUUUGGAGCACAGCCUCCUGUGGAGCUUCUUCGACAGUAUAUAGACCAUGGAAACUGGUAUGACUUAAAGGAUACAUCCAGGAUCACUCUUGUGGACCUUCAACUUAUUGCGGCUAUGGGCCCCCCUGGUGGCGGAAGGAAUGCUGUUACAUCUCGCUUCCUAAGACACUUCAACAUUUGUAGCAUUAAUGCCUUCAGUGAUGACACCAUGGUUCGCAUUUUCUCCAACAUUGUGGCCUUCUAUCUCAAAAACAAUGACUUCCCCCCUGAAUAUUUCACUAUUGGCAACCAAAUAGUGACAGCCACAAUGGAAGUAUAUAAGAAAGCCAUGGAGAACCUGCUUCCAACUCCAGCUAAAUCUCACUACACAUUCAAUCUACGCGACUUCUCACGGGUAAUCCAAGGCUGCCUGCUGCUGAAGAAAGAGUCUCUGGAGAACAAGUGCACAACAAUUCGCUUGUUUGUCCAUGAGGUUUUCCGUGUCUACUAUGACCGUCUGGUAGAUGACAAAGACAGAGCAUGGCUGUAUCAGCUGAUGAGCAGCAUCCUCAAAGACCAUUUCAGAGAGUCUUUUGAUCAGGUGUUUGACCAUCUGAAAAAUGGUGAUAAACUGGUUGAAGAAGACAUGCGGGAUCUUCUGUUUGGUGACUACAUGAACCCUGAUUUGGAGGAUGAUGAGCGGCUGUAUGCUGAAGUGCCCUCAGUGGAAAGCUUCUCUGAAGUGGUGUCAUCUUGUCUUGAAGAAUACAACCAGAUGCACAAGAAUCGCAUGAACCUUGUAAUCUUCCGCUACGUCCUAGAGCACCUCUCCCGUAUUAGCCGUGUGUUGAAGCAGCCAGGAGGCAAUGCCCUAUUGGUGGGAGUGGGUGGCAGUGGACGCCAAUCCAUCACCCGUCUGGCUACAUCCAUGGCCCACAUGACCAUUUUCCAGCCAGAGAUCUCAAAGAACUAUGGCAUGACUGAGUGGCGAGAUGAUGUGAAGAUGCUGCUCAAAAAUGCGGGGGUGAAAGGUCAGAAGACGGUGUUCUUGUUAACUGAUUCUCAGAUCAAAGAUGAAGCUUUUCUAGAAGAUGUGGACAGUGUCUUGAAUACAGGAGAGGUCCCCAAUCUGUUUGCUGUGGAUGAAAAGCAAGAGAUCAUGGAAGCAGUACGUCCCAUUGCUCAGGCUGGCAAUAAGCAUUUGGAGUUGAGUCCUUUGACUCUGUUUGCGUUCUUUGUUGCACGUUGCAGAGAAAACCUGCAUAUUGUCGUGGCCUUUAGUCCCAUUGGAGAUGCCUUUCGAAAUCGUCUGCGGCAGUUUCCAUCUCUCAUCAACUGCUGUACCAUUGAUUGGUUCCAGCCAUGGCCAGAAGAGGCUCUUGAGCGGGUAGCCAUUUCAUUCCUGGAAACUCUGGAGAUGAGUGAAACUGAGAGGAUGGAGGUCAUACCCAUCUGCAAAACAUUUCAUACCUCUGCUAAACAGCUCUCGCAGAGAUUUCUUUCAGAGCUAGGUCGUCAUAAUUAUGUGACGCCGACAUCCUAUCUGGAGUUGAUUGCAGCAUUUCGUCUGCUCCUCACUCAGAAAAGAGACACUGUAAUGAAGGCAAAACAGAGGUAUACCAACGGGCUUGAUAAAUUAGCCUUUGCUGAAUCACAGGUGGGUGAGAUGAAGAAGGAGCUGGUAGACCUAAAACCAAAACUGGAACAGGCAAAGAUAGACAAUACCAAAAUGAUGGAGGUGAUUGAAGUGGAGACUCUUGAGGUCGAAGCUAAAAGUAAAGUUGUACGUGUUGAUGAAGAGGCAGCGACUGUAAAGGCUAAUGAGGCCCAGGCUCUGAAGAAUGAGUGUGAAAGUGACUUGGCUAAAGCCAUCCCAGCCCUGGAGGCUGCUCUGUCAGCCUUAGACACUUUGAAGCCUUCGGAUAUCACAAUUGUCAAGUCAAUGAAAAAUCCUCCAUCAGGUGUGAAGUUAGUAAUGUCCGCUGUGUGUGUAAUGAAGGAUAUAAAGCCGGAUAAAAUAGCUGAUCCAGCUGGAACUGGAAAAAAGAUUCUUGACUACUGGGGUCCAAGCAAGAAGCUACUGGGUGACAUGAACUUCUUACGUGAUCUUAAAGAAUAUGACAAAGACAAUAUUCCUGUCUCUGUGAUGCAAAAAAUCCGUAGUCAGUACAUGACAAAUCCUGACUUUGACCCCAGUGUGGUGGCCAAGGCUUCCUCUGCAGCAGAGGGCCUGUGCAAAUGGAUCCAAGCAAUGGACAUGUAUGAUGGGGUGGCAAAGGUUGUGGCUCCGAAGAAGGCCAAUCUUGCAGAGGCACAGGAGUCCCUUGCUGCUACCAUGGCCCUGCUGGACCAAAAGAGAGGUGAACUAAAAGAGGUUGAGGAUCGUUUGGCAGCCCUUCAAAGCACAUUUGAGGAGAAAACAGAGGAAAAAGCCCAGUUGGAGCUCCAGGUGGAUUUGUGUGCAAGAAAGUUGGAAAGGGCUGAAAAACUUAUUGGCGGACUUGGGGGAGAGAAGACCAGGUGGCGCAAGGCAGCAGAUGACCUCCAGAAUACAUAUGACAACCUGACUGGGGAUGUUCUCAUCUCUGCUGGUGUCAUUGCCUACCUGGGGGCUUUCACUGCUGGCUUCAGACAAGAGUGUACGAAGAUGUGGACCAAACUCUGCCAAUCAAGGAACAUUCCAUCAUCAGAUGAAUUCUCCCUCAGUAAAACUCUGGGAGAUCCUAUUAAGAUCAGGGCAUGGAACAUUGCUGGCCUUCCCAGUGACUCUUUCUCGAUCGACAAUGGUGUGAUUGUCAGUAAUUCACGUAGAUGGCCUUUGAUGAUUGACCCUCAGGGCCAGGCCAACAAGUGGGUGAAGAAUUCAGAAAAAGAUAGCAACCUGAGUAUCAUCAAGCUGACAGACAAUGACUACAUGAGAACUUUAGAAAACUGUAUUCAGUUUGGAACACCCCUGCUACUAGAGAAUGUCGGGGAAGAGCUGGACCCUUCUUUAGAACCACUGUUGCUUAAACAAAUCUUCAAACAAGGUGGUGUGGAUUGCAUCAGACUUGGAGAGAGUGUAGUUGAGUACUCUGCUGAUUUCCGUUUCUACAUCACCACUAAGCUAAGAAACCCUCAUUACCUACCAGAGCUGGCCACCAAGGUGUCCUUGCUUAAUUUCAUGAUAACCCCAGAAGGCUUGGAAGACCAGCUGCUGGGCAUUGUUGUUGCCAAGGAGAGGCCAGAGCUGGAAGAGGAGAGGAAUGCACUAAUCCUUCAGUCAGCGGCCAAUAAAAGACAGCUCAAAGAAAUUGAAGACAAGAUCCUGGAGACACUGCAAUCCUCUGAGGGAAAUAUCCUGGAGGAUGAAAGUGCCAUUCAGAUUCUAGAUUCAGCCAAGAUCAUGUCAAAUGAAAUUACAAAAAAACAACAGAUUGCAGAAAAGACAGAGAUCAAAAUUGCAGAAUCUAGAGAAGGCUACAGGCCCAUUGCCAAGCAUUCUUCUAUCUUGUUCUUCAGCAUCGCUGACCUUACAAACAUAGACCCUAUGUACCAGUAUUCUCUCAUCUGGUUUGUCAACCUCUACAUUAACUCUAUCCAUGACAGCAAUAAGUCCAAGAUCCUGGAGAGGAGACUUCGAUUCCUAAUUGAUCACUUCACCUAUAACUUGUACUCAAACAUCUGUCGAUCCUUGUUUGAGAAAGACAAACUUCUUUUUUCCUUCCUCCUCUGCUGCAAUCUACUUCUGGCGAAAAGGGAGAUUGAAUACUCUGAAUUCAUGUUCUUGCUGACUGGAGGAGUGGGCCUGCAUAACACCAUUGCUAACCCUGACCCUGCAUGGCUACAGGACAAGAGCUGGGAUGAGAUCUGUAGGGCCAGUGACCUACCUGGCUUACAAGGACUAAAAGAUGCUUUCAUCAAAACCCCAGGAGACUUCAAACCUAUAUAUGACAGCAAAGAGCCAUGCAACACUCCUCUGCCUAAACCGUGGUGUGAACAAUUCAAUGAACUGCAGAAGAUGAUCAUUAUUCGCUGCCUCAGGCCUGAUAAGAUACUGCCUGCUGUAACCAAAUAUGUGACUGACAAACUUGGAAAAAAAUUUGUACAGCCACCUCCAUUUGACCUGAGCAAGAGCUACACAGACUCCAACUGCACCAUCCCACUUGUGUUUGUGCUGUCUCCAGGAGCUGAUCCCAUGGCGAGUUUGCUGAAAUUUGCCAGUGAUAAGAAAAUGGCUGGUGCCAAAUUCCAGUCCAUCUCUUUGGGGCAGGGCCAAGGACCCAUAGCUGCAAAAAUGAUAUCCACAGCUAUGCAGGAUGGGACAUGGGUGUGUCUGCAGAACUGUCACCUGGCUGUUUCCUGGAUGUCCACCUUAGACAAAAUUUGUGAAGACUUCAGUCCAACGUCCUGCCAUCCAGACUUCCGACUUUGGCUCACCAGCUACCCUUCAUCCAAGUUCCCAGUGACCAUCCUGCAGAAUGGGGUUAAAAUGACAAAUGAGCCUCCUACAGGACUGCGACUAAACCUACUACAGUCUUACUUGUCAGAUCCUAUUUCUGAUUCAAAGUUCUUUAAUAAUUGUCUCAAUAAGGAGCUGAUUUGGGAGAAGCUCUUGUAUGGACUGUGCUUCUUCCAUGCUCUUGUACAAGAGAGAAAGAAGUUUGGCCCACUGGGUUGGAAUAUUCCCUAUGGCUUUAAUGAAUCAGACCUACGUAUAAGCAUCAGACAACUACAGCUAUUUGUGAAUGAAUAUGAUGAGGUUCCCUUUGAGGCCAUAACUUACCUGACUGGUGAGUGUAACUAUGGUGGCCGUGUGACAGAUGACUGGGAUAGGCGCCUGCUCAUGACCAUUCUGGCUGAUUUUUACAACAAGGACGUCAUUGAGAAACCUCAAUACCCCUUCUCACCUAAUGGUGAUUACUGCGCCCCACCUAAAUCUAGCUAUGGGGACUACAUUGAAUUCAUCAAGGAACUCCCAUUCAGCCAACACCCGGAGGUGUUUGGAAUGCAUGAAAAUGUUGACAUUUCAAAAGAUCUGCAGCAGACCAAGAUGCUGUUUGAUUCACUGCUGCUUACUCAGGGAGGGGGAGCCAAGGGUGGGACUAGCUCUGGAAGUGACAACACCCUUUACGAUAUAGCGAAUGACAUCCUUACUAAGCUUCCAACUAAUUUUGACACAGAAGUAGCCCUGCAGAAGUUCCCAGUGCUCUACGAAGAGAGUAUGAACACUGUGCUCGUCCAGGAGAUGGAGCGUUACAACACGCUGUGUAGCACAAUCCGUGUCAGCCUACAGAACCUGUUGAAGGCCAUCAAGGGGUUAGUGGUGAUGGAUGCAGAGUUGGAGGCAAUCGCAGGCAGUUUAAUUGUGGGAAAGGUCCCAGAAAAGUGGGCCAAGCGCUCUUACCCCAGCCUCAAGCCCCUGGGCAGCUACAUUACUGACUUUCUCUCAAGGCUCAACUUUUUGCAGAAGUGGUACGACACCAGUAAGCCCAAUGUGUUCUGGCUGUCCGGCUUCUUCUUCACCCAAGCCUUCCUCACUGGUGCGAUGCAGAACUACGCCAGGAAGUAUCAAAUCCCCAUUGAUCUGCUAGGCUUUGACUUUGAGGUUCUCCCCAUUGAUGAGUCAGACACAACACCAGAAGAUGGUGUGUAUGUUAAUGGGUUAUUUCUGGAUGGAGCAAGAUGGGACAGAGAAAGAGGAAAUCUGACUGAACAGCACACUAAAGUCCUUUUUGAUGUGAUGCCAAUUAUCUGGAUCAAACCUACUCAAAAGAAGGGCAUCAGUCAGCCUCAAAAAAUCUAUGUUUGCCCUCUCUACAAGACCAGUGAGAGGAAAGGCACCCUCUCAACCACAGGCCACUCCACAAAUUUUGUUAUUUCUUUGAUGCUGCCUACUAGUAAGCGCCCUCAACACUGGAUCAAACGUGGUGUGGCCUUGCUCUGUCAGCUUGAUGACUAAAAACACACCAUAAAGCUCAGAAGCACUU
Sphaeramia orbicularis (orbiculate cardinalfish) is the source of this 11923-nucleotide messenger RNA. It is a transcript of the gene dnah12, whose product is annotated as dynein, axonemal, heavy chain 12. Gene Ontology annotation, biological process: microtubule-based movement. The transcript is spliced from 73 exons. Bases 1 to 11895 code for a protein of 3964 amino acids. Gene Ontology annotation, molecular function: minus-end-directed microtubule motor activity; ATP binding; dynein intermediate chain binding. Gene Ontology annotation, cellular component: dynein complex. The record is from RefSeq and is a predicted model, not a curated record. NCBI's taxonomy places the organism in Eukaryota, Metazoa, Chordata, Actinopteri, Kurtiformes, Apogonidae.